AAUUUAUCAUCAUAUAGUAAUUAUACAUCAUAUCACCAUUUUUUAAAAAUUAAAUAUUUUAUGUAAAUUAUUAAUAAUUUUGUAUUUGAAAACAUUUUUUGACAUUGAACCGAUACAUUCAAGUGAUUUGUGAUUUAAAAAAAAAAGUUUUUAAAAAAUUGAAAGCUCGUGUGUAUGAAUGUAUGUAUGUAUGUAUGUAUGUAUGUAUAUGUAAGUGUAUUUGAAGUGUAAAAGACAGUAACUUAAGCAAUAACUACCUGAGGUUUAUCUCAGGAGUCUAUUUGACUGUUUUAGUGCACAACCAGUGUCUGACAUCCCGAUCCCACUCUGCAGUGCCUCUACUCUGUGCUCUAUUAGAUCACGUGUGGACACAAAUUACAAAUUAAUUUUUAAAUAUUAGUUUAAUCAACAUUUGUAUCAAUAGUCCCAAUGUUUGGUUCGGACGUAACUGUAAACCAAUUGCUAAGUCACGAAGUGUCCACUGAUUGGCAACAGUUUCCUGGACUGCCGUUUGCCGCUAAUAUAGAGGCAUCAUUUAAUCGUGAUUAUCAUCGGCAAUGGAUGUACGAGAACUGGUCGAUCGCACUAUACGUAUGUACGGCUUACGUGGUGGGCGUACUCUUUGGACAACAUAUUAUGUCAAUGUCGGCCAAGAAGUACAGUCUUCGGGUACCGUUGUUUGCUUGGAACGCAAUAUUGGCCAUCUUCUCAAUCCUCGGUACUAUCCGAUGUCUACCUGAGUUUGUAUCGGUCAUCUGGAACUCUGGUCUUGAGUCGUCCUACUGUUCCUCCUCAUACUAUUAUGACGUGCGACUGACUUUCUGGUACUGGGUAUUUGUGUGGUCUAAAGUGGUAGAGUUAGGCGACACGGCAUUCAUUAUAUUAAGAAAACAACCGCUCAUUGCUCUUCAUUGGAUACAUCACGUGCUAACUCUUACCUACGCUUUCUUUGUGAUCGGUGAGGCUCCGGCCAGUGCCCGAUGGAUGGUUAACAUGAACUUUGCCAUACAUUCAUUGAUGUACACAUACUAUGCAUUGAAGUCACUUCGUAUAUCGGUUUCCCGAUCCAUAGCAAUGAUCAUCACUAGUGCACAGAUCGUCCAAAUGGUAUUCGGUCUCUAUAUCAACGCACAGGCCUUUCGGUUGAAGUGGUCGGCCAAAGCCUGCGACACAUCGCUCAGUGCCUCCGGUGCCGGCCUUUUCAUAUAUGCGCUGUUUUUCUGUCUGUUUAUUAACUUCUUUAUGAAGUCUUACGGCAAAAAACUGACGAAAGUGGUGGCCAUCACCUCAAACUCAGUCAAAAGUGGACUCAAAAGUGUCUGGCGUUGGUUGUCCGGUGCCGCCCGAAAUGUGGCCAAUAAAGUGGAUUAA
Messenger RNA from Oppia nitens, 1371 nucleotides. RefSeq names its product elongation of very long chain fatty acids protein 6-like. Gene Ontology annotation, cellular component: endoplasmic reticulum membrane. The record is from RefSeq and is a predicted model, not a curated record. The transcript has a single exon. Lineage: Eukaryota; Metazoa; Arthropoda; Arachnida; Sarcoptiformes; Oppiidae. The coding region runs from base 430 to 1371 and encodes 313 amino acids. Gene Ontology annotation, biological process: sphingolipid biosynthetic process; fatty acid elongation, polyunsaturated fatty acid; fatty acid elongation, monounsaturated fatty acid. Gene Ontology annotation, molecular function: fatty acid elongase activity.